GCUGGCUCAUCCCGAUGGAGCGCGGCGGCAGUUUGGGGUCGAGCGCCCGGGCUGAGGGGAUUUCAAAGGGCAUUCUGCUCCCCGCGAAGAUGGCUGAGACGAACGCGUUACGGACCUCGGCACCCAACCACCGUCUUGCGGUGGACAAGGAGCCUAAAUCCCAGAUGUGAGCCAACAUUUUCUGAGAAGUUUCUAGGGGAGAAUCUGUUUCCUUGUGGCACCUUCUUACACUUUCAAGAUCAGGUAUGGAUGGGUUUUUAAAAUCAGAUGAGAGGCAAAGACUAGCCAAAGAGAGACGAGAAGAAAGAGAAAAAUGUCUGGCUGCACGGGAAAAGCAGAUUCUGGAGAAACAGAAAAGAGCCAAGCUUCAGUAUGAAAAGCAAAUUGAGGAGCGUUGGCGAAAACUGGAAGAACAGCGGCAGCGGGAGGACCAGAAGAGGGCUGCUGUGGAAGAGAAGAGGAAACAGAAACUCCGGGAGGAAGAGGAACGGCUAGAGGCCAUGAUGCGCAGGUCCCUGGAGCGCACGCAGCAGCUGGAGCUGAAGAAGAAGUGUUCCUGGGGAGCAUCACUGGCUGCAGGGACUGGAGGACGUGAUGGUGAAUCAGAAAAUACCCCACCCCCUUUAGGUUUAGCAACCAGCACCGUCCCUCCGGAUGCAGGGACCACUUCCGCUGCUGCUGAGUCCACCAAUGCAGGUGACAAACUUUCAACAUCAACCAUGAAUUUGCCAAAGCAGCGAGAGCCUCCUAUGAGUAAGCGCCUGUCUUCAUCUACUGUGGCAAUAUCCUAUUCUCCAGACCGAGCUCAUCGCACACACCUUAGUCCCACGGAAAGCUUUCUUGUUAUGCGACUGUUGACACCCACACAGGCUUCUUUAGCCAGAAGCAGAAGUACAUUCAUAUUCUCUGAGCAGGCCAGUGACUCAGCUCCUGCUGGUUCCCUUAAAUCUUCGUUCAAGUCUUCUCCCACAAGAACCAUUGAGAGGAAGAAGGCAACACUUACAUCUGGUGUAGGAGAUGCUGAGAAAGGAGCCCCCGUAGGAGCAGAGGCCUCUCCGAUGGAGAAAGUGAAGAGGGGACAACGAGUGACAACUUCUAUUCCUGCUGGGAGCCUUGGAUCCCCACUGAGAAGAUGUGAGCUUCCUGGAGUCAUUUCUAAGAGGUCAUCUUCUCCUGUGAUAUCCAAAACAACUUCAAAAGCAUAUCCACAGUCUCCAAAGACUAUGAAGCCACCAUACCAAGGAUCACCUGUGAGGUACCGCUUUCCUCCCAUUCCCAGCCAAGAAACACUUAAGAAGAAAGCAGAGAAAGAGAAGAGCAAUAAGGAAAAAGAAAGUGCAUCAGGUUCGCAGGCCUUCGGCCCACGUGGAGAGGAAAUCCCAGAGAAGCAUGUGGCAGACAAACAUGCUACCGAGAAACAUGUGGCAGAGAAGCAGGCCACUGAGAAGCACAAAGCAGAGAAACAUGCUACUGAGAAGUAUGUGGUGGAGAAGCAGGCCGGCGAAAAGUGUGAGGCAGACAAGCAGGUCAUCGAGAAGCACGAGGCAGACAAUCAGGCCACCGAGAAACAUGUGGCAGACAAGCAGGCCACCGAGAAGCACGUGGCAGACAAGCAGGCCACCGAAAAGCACGUGGCUGACAAGCAAGCCACCGAGAAGCACGUGGCAGACAAGCAGGCCACUGAGAAGCACGCAGAUGACACGCAGGCCACUGAGAAGCACGCAGAUGAUAUGCAGGCCACUGAAAAGCACGUGGCAGACAAGCAGGCCACCGAAAAGCAAGUGGCAGACAAGCAGGCCACUGAGAAGCACGUGGCAGACAAGCAGGCCACCGAAAAGCAAGUGGCAGACAAGCAGGCCACUGAGAAGCACGCAGAUGACAUGCAGGCCACUGAGAAGCAUGCAGAUGACAUGCAGGCCACUGAGAAGCACGUGGCAGACAAGCAGGCCACUGAAAAGCACACGGCUGAUAUGCAGGCCACCGAGAAGCAUGCGGCUGACAUGCAGGCCACUGAGAAGCACGUGGCAGACAAGCAGGCCACUGAGAAGCUCACAGCUGACAUGCAGGCCAACGAGAAGCACGCGGCAGACAAGGAGGCCACUGAGAAGCACGUCACAGACAAACAUAUUACUGAGAAGCUUGUGGCGGAGAAACAGACCACUGAGAAGCACAUAGUAGAGAAGCAUGUGAUGGACAAGCAUGCCACUGAGAAGCAUGCUGUCAUAGGAGGGAAGGCCGAGAGCAAAGCAGCCGCAGGGAAGCCCACAGCUGGCACCACUGAUGCAGGAGAGGCCGCAAAGAUUCUGGCUGAAAAGAGACGACAGGCUCGGCAGCAGAAGGAACAGGAAGAGCAAGAACGACUGGAGAAGGAAGAACAGGAGAGGUGGGAGAAAGAGGAACUGAAAAGAAAAGCAGAGGAGGAAAAGCAGCACCUAGAAGAAGCACGUAAGCAAGAAGAAGAAAAGAAACUCCAAGAAGAGGAAGAAAAAAGAAAGGUGGGAGAGGAGGCUAAGCAGAAGGCUGCAGAGGAGCUGUUACUGAAAGAGAAGCAAGAAAAAGCUGUGAUUGAAAAGCAGAAAGAAGCAGCAGAAGCAAAGGCCCAGGAGGCAGCUAAACAGAUGCGUCUAGAAAGAGAACAGAUCAUGCUGCAGAUUGAGCAGGAGCGACUGGAGAGGAAAAAGAGAAUAGAUGAAAUCAUGAAGAGAACAAGGAAGAGUGAUGUGUGUCCAGAAGUGAAGAAAGAAGACCCUAAAGUAGAGAUUCAGCCUGUUUUAUGUGUGGAAAAUAAGAUAAAACCCAUUGUCCCCAACAAAAUAGAGCUCAACAGAUUGAACACAUGUCAGGAAAUUAAUGGCAUGGGGCACACUGCUCCUGAAGCUUUUCCCCGAGAUGUUUUCUCUAAUGGGCUUAAACCAGUUGGGGGACUUGUUCAUCUGGGUGCCACUGAUGGAAAAUCAAACAGUCUGGAUGAUUCAACUGAAGAAGUUCAGUCUAUGGAUGUGAGUCCUGUUUCCAAAGAAGAGCUGAUCUCCAUCCCAGAAUUUUCACCAGUGAGUGAAAUGAUUCCUGGAGUGUCUUUGGACCAAAAUGGAACUGGUAAUGCCCGAGCACUUCAAGAUCUCUUAGACUUCACUGGUCCUCCAACGUUCCCCAAGAGAUCCAGUGAAAAUCUCAGCCUGGAUGACUGUAACAAAAACCUCAUUGAAGGAUUUAACAGUCCUGGCCAAGAAACUACUCUAAACACUUUCUGUUGACAAAUACAGCAUCCCUUUAAUAAAAGGCGGUGUUUGGAGCACCCAUGAAGCUGCUGAUAGCCAAAUACCAGCUGCCAGCCAUCUGAAGAAACUUCUGUCACCUUUAACCACUGGAUUCCAAAUUAUUAGACUUGAAUGUAACUAUUCCUGGGUAGUAUGUCAAACACUGGUCUCUCUUGGUAGAAACCUUGAGACUUUAACCUUAUUGGGCUUUAGCAAAGUUUCGUUUUACAGUUGUAUUUAGGAGCUUCAGCUGCCACUAAAAUACUGCCUGUCCUUGUCUAUUAUCACAGUGACCCUCUAACCUGAGUGAUGCUGUCUUGGAAGUUCACUCAGUGGCCUCUUUCCUGGUGUCAGAGCCCAUAAGCAGUUAGAUGUUUCUUCCUAUAAGUAUUCUAGGCAUUUGCUCAACUCUAGUUAAACAUGUCCUCAGUCUGGGCUGCAUAUCUCUUCCUUUGUUUAAAAGAAGAAGAAAUUCAAGAGCUUCUCCCUCCCUGGGCCUUCUCUUUUAAAAAUAUUAUCAGGAAGUCUUUUUAUUCAAGCUUUGCCACCUGCAAAUACAUUGCCCCAUAUUACUCCUUUGGGGUUAAUCAGUUUGAUUUAGUAAGGAAGAAUUAAACAAUAUGUAGUGAUUUCUGUUCUCUUAUACAUAUUCUUACAUGCAUGGGCAACUCAGGCAAGGACCCUUCCUAUUACCUCUUCAAAUCUCCCAUUGUAAUCCCUCCAAACCAUCAAGUGGUUUUCCUACUGAAUGCCACUGAAUGUGUCUCAUGCAGGUGGUUGGUUUUGGGUCUGCUCUUGCUUUUCUAUUGGGAUCUUGGAUGUUUUCCUUGUUUGCUCCUAUGUUUCCAACUGUAAUAAAACCAGGAACAGAUAAAAAGCAUAGUGCUCUGAAAUAAGAGGGCCCAAAAUUGGCACCAGUAUGUCAUUUUAAUAGACUGUAACAUUAAAAAAUCUGAAUGGGGAAAAAUGACACCAGAAUGUAUACCACACACAUUUUAUGCCAUACAAUGCUAUGUUUUAUUUUUCUUUUAUUGUGGUAAAAUGUGACUUUCAGAUUACAAUUGCCUUUUCCUUGAAACUUUUGUUUUGACUUGUAAUAAAAGGUUUGGAGAGAAUCAUAAUGCUGAGAGAGGUUUGCAAGUCUCAAUAGUAAUCUGAUUUAUGUGCUUUUAAAGCAGGCUACAGUUUAAGAAUUUAUUAGUUAUGAAAAAUGUGUAUGUUUGUGUAUGUGUAUAUACUGAAUAAAAUAAAUGCCUCUAAUAAUGCA
This is a messenger RNA of Cavia porcellus (domestic guinea pig), 4524 nucleotides long. It is a transcript of the gene Map7d2, whose product is annotated as MAP7 domain containing 2. Gene Ontology annotation, biological process: microtubule cytoskeleton organization. The transcript is spliced from 19 exons. Gene Ontology annotation, cellular component: microtubule cytoskeleton. The coding region runs from base 246 to 3254 and encodes 1002 amino acids. The record is from RefSeq and is a predicted model, not a curated record. Lineage: Eukaryota; Metazoa; Chordata; Mammalia; Rodentia; Caviidae.